CCGCUUUUGUGAUGUCACAUGACUAGUCCACUACAGUUGCAGAAGAACUCAAGUACUUCACCUCGCUAAUUUUCUUCCAAAUAAAUCUAUUAUGGCUAGUCAAUCUGCUGGAAUACAACAACUUUUGGCUGCUGAAAAGAAAGCUGCCGAGAAAGUAGCCGAAGCUAGAAAGCGAAAAGCAAGGCGUCUUAAACAAGCAAAAGAAGAAGCACAAGCAGAAAUCGAAAGUUUCCGUGCAGAGUCUGACUCGAAAUACAAAGAAUAUGAGAACAAGGUUCUUGGUUCACGAGGUGAUAUGGAACAAAGUAUUCAAGAUAGCACUCAACGGAAAAUAGUAGAUCUUAACAACAUGGUGAAGAAGAAUAGAGAAUAUGCUUUGAAGAAACUUCUAGAUAUGGUGUAUGAUAUUAAACCAGAGUUACAUGAAAAUUUUAAAUCCUUGUAAAAUUUGGUCUAUUGUCAUGCGAUUUAUUAUAUAAAUUAUACUGGAUAUUAUCUUAGUUACCAUAUAUGUUAUAAAAUUGGUGAUAGGCUGAAAUCAAAAGCCCAGACACUUAAAUUGGCUAGGGCACAGAAGAAUCAUCAUGAACAUUUUCAACAUUUCCAUAUGCUACCCAUUCUUGCAAAAGAUGAAGUAUGCACAGUUCAAUUAACCAGCAAAGUUGCAUCUGUUAGAAUUUGUCUGACGCAGACUGCUCUGCCAGAAAUAAAGGAAAGAAUGUUCUUUUUUUUUUUCCAGUUCUUGACCAUUAUUUGUUUUUCAUACUUCAUUCAUUUCUGGUAGUUUUAAGUCUUCACUAAAAGUGAUUCUGAAUGCUGUAAUUUUUGUUAUCCCAUCAGUUUGAUAGGAGUGUAAAUUUUCAGUUAUAUCAGCUAUAUGGGCAAUUUAGAAAAAGUAAGACAUUAUUGGACUUACAUUUGACUUGUUUCAAGAAAAUUAAAAGAAAAAUGAAAUAU
This is a messenger RNA of Octopus sinensis (East Asian common octopus), 957 nucleotides long. RefSeq names its product V-type proton ATPase subunit G. Gene Ontology annotation, molecular function: proton-transporting ATPase activity, rotational mechanism. Lineage: Eukaryota; Metazoa; Mollusca; Cephalopoda; Octopoda; Octopodidae. The coding region runs from base 92 to 445 and encodes 117 amino acids. Gene Ontology annotation, biological process: proton transmembrane transport. Gene Ontology annotation, cellular component: vacuolar proton-transporting V-type ATPase complex. The transcript has 3 exons. The record is from RefSeq and is a predicted model, not a curated record.